This is a messenger RNA of Blumeria graminis f. sp. triticale, 678 nucleotides long. The record is from the annotation of a GenBank genome assembly. Lineage: Eukaryota; Fungi; Ascomycota; Leotiomycetes; Helotiales; Erysiphaceae.
AUGGCUUUUUCCGACAUGCCAACCCAAAUAAAGGCUAAACUGAGUCGAUUGCCGACACUAGAAGUGUUUGCCCGCUUCGCUCCUGGAACUAUAGAUCCUAUCGUCGCACUUCGAAAUAAGUACGCACCUAAACAGAUCUACCCGCGAGACGUGGGAAUUCGACUUAUUAGUCACGUAUACAAAAAUGAAUUUUCCUUACGCAUUCUUACAAGCAAUUUAAUGUCACUCGCCACUACCACAAUUGUGCCUUUUGAUGCUCCUAUAAUAAAAGCUUUUCGCAACUCCACAGUUAAGAAGAAGGCUUUGCCACCAUCGGUUUACUACCAAAUUUCAGGUGUUCCGAAUUUCUACAUAGCUUCCCACCUGAGCGAGCUAUUCCAUGACUUACAUACUCAGCUGAAUCGUGAACCAAUAGCAACUUCCUAUAAGCUAGGUAUUACAGGACUACUUGAAAGCCACCGAGAAUCUGGGAGAAUAGUGAGGGAAUUGAGCGCUCUUGAACAUCCACCACCUAUCAGAUUUGAUGCAUUUGUUUUAGUCACGCGAUCAAACUUAAUCGCACCGUUUGAACUAGAGAGUAAUGACAUUGUUUUUCCAUUUUCUGGAAAUCAGAUGGUCUACGAUUCUUAUUUGGAGGACCUUAAAAAAAGAUAUCGCAAACCGUACGAAAUCCUUUAA